Messenger RNA from Cotesia glomerata, 1670 nucleotides. RefSeq names its product WD repeat and FYVE domain-containing protein 2 (gene Wdfy2). Gene Ontology annotation, molecular function: protein binding; metal ion binding. The record is from RefSeq and is a predicted model, not a curated record. The transcript has 7 exons. Bases 245 to 1495 code for a protein of 416 amino acids. Lineage: Eukaryota; Metazoa; Arthropoda; Insecta; Hymenoptera; Braconidae.
AAUUUAUAUUAUAUAGGUAUGUGGCAUAGCGUGAACAACAUAAUAUACAAUAUACAAUAAAUACAUAAGUAAUAUAUACAAGUAUCACCAGCGAAUAGUGGGUACAGAGAACAAAUACACAUAAUAAGAUCUUAAACUGUCAAAUGACCAUUACCAUUUAACAGCAGCUCCUUUCUGCAAUAAACAUUUAUUAGUGUGUGAAAAUAAUAAUAAUAACAUUUGGAUUAAAAACAAGAGAUACACAAUGGCAGCAGAGAUAAAACCUGCGCCCGGCGUCAGUAAUGACAAAUUUAGUUCAAGUCGAAAACCAAUAUUACUUUCGAAAUUAGAAGGCUGUAAUGAUGAUAUCAAUGUCGCUAUUAUCAUACCCAAAGAAGAAGGUGUUAUUAGUGUUUGCGAUGACAGGACUGUCAGAGUAUGGCUAAAGCGAGACUCAGGACAAUAUUGGCCAAGUGUUUGUCAAUACAUGGCUUCUGGAGCAACUGCUAUGGAUUAUCAUGUUGAAACAAGAAGACUAUUUGUUGGAUUAGAAAAUGGUUCUAUUGACGAAUUUUUAUUGGAGCAGGAUUAUAAUCGUAUGACUGCAAUGAGAGAGUAUGUAGCUCACAGAGCUCGUAUUACAGCCAUUGUUUUUUCAGCAGUGCAUGGAUGGGUAAUGAGUGUCAGUAGAGACAAAACGUUUCAAUUACAUUGCUCUGAAACUGGGAAAAGACUCGGGUCGUAUGGUUACGGCAGUAAGCAAGCUGUUGACAGCAGCAGUUGGUUUACAACUUUACAAUUCGAUGAGCAAUCUAAAUAUGCGUUUGCCGGUAAUUAUGAGGGCUCGGUAACGAUGCUGAAGGUCGACAACACAUUAAUAUCAUUGGUAGCAUUGUUUGCUGCGCAUACUGGAAGUAUCAGGUCACUGGCGUGGGAUCCUGAGAAGCAGUUAUUGUUUUCUGGGAGUUUUGAUCAGACAAUUAGAGUCAUGGAUAUCGGCGGAGGCGAAGGAGUUGGCUAUGAGCUACGUGGGCAUCGCAAUAAAGUUACUGCACUAUGUUAUGCACGUAAUGAGCAAGUAUUGUUUUCUGGCGGCGAAGAUGGUGUUAUUGUUUGUUGGAACAUGGCUGAAUCAAGACGAGAAACGACACCUUGGAAAGAAUCUGACACUUGUGAGUCUUGCGGACGACCUUUUUUUUGGAACAUGAGAGCAAUGAUGGAUCAAAGACAGCUGGGACUGAGACAGCAUCAUUGUAGAAAUUGCGGUAGAGCUCUCUGUGCUUCAUGUUCAGCGCAACGUAUUCCAAUUCCACCAAUGGGUUUUGAAUUCGAAGUACGAGUUUGUGAUCCGUGUCAUACUCAAUUAAAAGCUGCCAAUCAAUCGGCAAUGGCAUCAUUCCACGAUGCAAAACACAGCAUCAUGUCCAUGAAUCUCGAUAUAUCACGGCGUAAAUUAUUAACAGUUGGUCAGGAUCGUAUUAUUAAAAUAUGGGACAUUACUACUCUUCUCCAGUAAAAUUAAAAGUCCUGUGAUCGAUAAAUACGUGACAUAUUCAUGACAUUUUAUUUAACUGUUUAAUGAACAUUGUCGGCUUCUUACAACUAUGCCCACUAAGUGAACUAUUGCUUUUUUCAUAUACAUAAAUUUAAAAAAAAAAAAAAAAAAAAAAAAAUAAAAUAAAAUGCCCUUA